CUCAUCCAGAUCAACCACCACCACCGACGACAUCGCGAACCCCUCGCCGGCCCCUUAAAAAGUACAUCGCGACACCGAUAUCGACCGAGAUAAGUGGAUGAAGCAGGAUCUGAUAUAGCUGGAGCGCUGUUGUGGGUGUGCUGGUGCGAUUUGCGACCGUCGCCCUAGGAACAACCUACCCUUCCUCCGCCCUCUUCGGCCAUCGAGAAUCAUCGAGAGGACGCUGCCUUUUGAUCCGCGAGUCGGAGUCGGAGUCGAACACACGGUCCUCGAUUAUCCAUCGCUUGAGACGGGUGCCGGCGCAUCUGGCAAACAUCGCUCUUCGAACCUGCACGGUUCUUUCGCCCCUGGCCGCGGAGCACAACAGUCGACAGACUCUUUGUCCGCCCAAUCACCCUUCCCUCGACAUCUUUGACAAUCUCGUCUCUACGAACGCUAUGCCUUCCGACCACCCACAGACACCCCAGAGUCCUUCUACAGCCUCCUCCAGCGCAGCCGACCAGCCCCGAAAACAAUCAGCCUCACCUCACAUCUCCCACUCGCUCCCCACACCCGCACACAGCAUCAACGGCAGCAUGUCUUCCAACUCAGAUAUCGCAUUGGAGGCGGCUAUGCUUCAGGACGCUCUUCAUGAGGAAGUUUCUAACAAGCGUAAGCGUGAUGUUGAAGACAACGGGGAUCGAGAUCAGAAGAAGGUACAUGUCGAGGAUAGCAGAGCCAGUAUUGACGACCUCCAUUUGGACGUCGGUGAAAAAUAUCUUCUCUGUAGAACUCCCCACCCUGCUCGCCUCCCAGAUCUCAAACAAGAUUUAUAUGCUAUGUAUUCUCUUGAAGACCUUGCAAAGUCUGUUGCACGAACGAACCCCGAUGGAUCAAAGGCGGUCAAGCUGCGCAAGACGUACAAGAAUCAUAUCAAGGAACAUGGAGUCAGUGGCGCCUUUGACUCGGUCAAGAAGGAGAUGGAUGCGCCCGAUACACUACUGGCUAUGAUGCUUGCACCCGAAGAGGAAUGGGAUGCACAGUUCACACGAGGAAAAGAAUUUGGCAAGGGUCUACCAGAGACCGUGAUGGCUAGCAUGGGCAAGGCUUUCACAAUGGCGAGAGGUAUCAUACCGAAGACUUCAUGGAACGCUGCAGUUCUGGGUGAGCUGGUUUCUGCUCCUUCCCAAACCGAAUCUGCAAAAGUCAUGCAGAACGGGAACAAGGCUGGGGCCCCACAAAAUCCGAGCAUCGCCCGAACCGCCAAGUCAGACCCGCCACGUCCGAAACGCAACCUGAAGAAACGGACAUAUGGCGACUCGAGCUUUGAGGGUUAUGGUGAGGGGUAUGUGGAUGACGAUGCGCAAGAGACUGGGUAUUCCGGCACAGAUGGUGAAGAUCGGGCCGGGAGCAGGAAGCGUCCAAAGAAGACUUCACAAAGUCACAGCUUCCAAAAUCCCCCGAUGCGCCAAAACAGUUACGGUCCAGGCAUGGUUGGAGCUUGAUAGUCAGUAGCAGACUACGUGCUCCACUGUCCAUUGUAUGGUAUACGAUGUUGAUUCGGGCAAUCGAGGGGGCUGGCAUUUGCCCACAGCACUCGAUAUAUACUCGCGUCCGCUUAUCACAGAAUGCUCAUAGAUUGGCAUACACAGAUGAUAUGGCAGCGGGCGGGAUAUCCAGCCAAGCUCAGCGCUUUUGGCUGAGAGACCCACGAUAGUCUCUAGCGGUGAAUGUUUGAUGGCACGCUUUCCAGUGGCCUCUAGCGAGGAUUGCAUUUCUGGUUGUAGCGGGAGUCUGGUCUGGAUGGAUAGGCAGAGUUGGCAAGGACGCGAUUCACGGUCUCUCUGCAAACGUACUCCAAAAUAAUGCAAAAAGCAUUCAAGUAUCUGAAUCAUGUCUCUUGGUGAUCCCUUCCCUAGUACCCAAGUGAAACAAACGAAG
This is a messenger RNA of Hyaloscypha bicolor E, 1920 nucleotides long. Its product is annotated as Rox3-domain-containing protein. Lineage: Eukaryota; Fungi; Ascomycota; Leotiomycetes; Helotiales; Hyaloscyphaceae. Gene Ontology annotation, molecular function: transcription coregulator activity. Gene Ontology annotation, cellular component: mediator complex; core mediator complex. Bases 438 to 1484 code for a protein of 348 amino acids. The transcript has 3 exons. Gene Ontology annotation, biological process: regulation of transcription by RNA polymerase II. The record is from RefSeq and is a predicted model, not a curated record.